AUGCCAGGAAACUGUGAGACACGAGAGCAACAGGGAUUUGACCUCAGACGGGGCAUUGCUCUUCAUUUCCUGGAUCUCAUUGGCUCAGAGAGUGAGUUUCAGUGUCUUCAGCACAUUCAGUUCCCUUCAUACCGGAGACGCUGCUGGACGCUCACAGAGAUGGCAGGAACACUGGGAAUAUUUGGCAUCUGUCUGCUCUUUGCUGGGGUUCACAUAACUUCAGGCAUGACUGUAAACAUCCCAAAUCAAGUAUAUAAGGUUGCGAGGGGUGAUAAAGCGGUGAUUCCCUGUGUUUUCACACCGAGUACAUCCAUCACAGCCAUAACAUGGACGGCAGAUCCGGACAACAAGGAUGAUCCAGAGAUUAACGUCGCUGGUUACUUCUCUGGCGGGAAUAAAAUUACGAUAUACAAAAAAUAUAAAGGCCGGGCAAACCUAGUGGUGGAUCUGGUGAAAGGAACAGCCAACCUGGAACUCCUGAGCGUCACCAACACAGACACACGGGACUAUGAAUGCAAAGUUCAGGAUCCGGAAGAUGAGGAAGGCCGUUUGUCUGACAAGGCCAAUCUCAUGGUCCUGGUGGCUCCAUCACAACCCAAAUGCGAUAUUGUUGGGAAGACAGAAUACUUCGAGAACAUCGAACUGAGAUGUCUCUCCGAGGAGGGAAUGCCGACACCAGUCUACAAAUGGCAAAGCUACAGUGUCAAUAACGUCCCUCGACCGCUGCCGCUCAAGGCAACUGAGCAAAGCGGGGUUUUGUCACUUUUAAAUAUUUCCAUGGACACGUCUGGCUACUACAUCUGCACGUCCACCAACGAAAUCAAAUCUGCAAUGUGUAAUGUGACCCUGCGCGUCGAUCCACCGUCCAUGAACCUCGCCUCCACGGGGGUGAUCAUCGGGGGUGUUGUGGGCGUGGCUCUUGUUGUGGGAAUCAUCAUCUGCUGCUGCUGCUACUGCCGUCGCCGGAGGGAAAAGGCUGAGGAAUUCGCAAUGGGGAAGCCUGAAGGAGGAGAGACAGAUGAUGACUAUGAAGGAAAAGAGGACGACCGCGACGAACACGUGAAGUACGAGGAAGAGCGUCGACUGAAAAGUGCAGACCGACGCGAUCCACCUGAUGACCGCAGCGAGAGGAGCUACGAUCGCCGCAGUGACUACACCGAUCGAAAGGAUCAAUACACCGACAGACGAGACGAUCGCAGUGACCGCUCCGAGAAGUAUGACAGAGACGACCGCCGCGACCGCUACAACGACGGCAGAGAACGCUACGAUGAUCGCAGAGACCGCUAUGAUGCCCGUGGCGACCGCUACGACGACCGCAGAGAGCGUAAUGAUGAUCGGAGAGACCGCUAUGAUGACCGCUACGACAGCGACCGUUACUCCGACCGCUACGACAGUCGCGACAGACCGCCCAGUGUUCCACCGAAUAAACCCAAAGACCCGAAGUACUGAGUUCAGCUGAUGCGGAGUCGAUCCUCAGAAAUAUACCGAAACUAGAGAAAAUGGACAACUAAUCCACUUUAACAAUCGUAUUUCAGUACCUCAUAUGCUGAAAAUGAGAUUUGACAGAAUAAGGGCAUGUUCAUACUUGGCGUCUUUUUUGACAAGAAAAAGUUGAUUAGCACUUUUUAAUAAAAUAAAAAGCUGGUUGUGUAUUGGUUACGAAUAGCAGCCGAGGGCGUCUUUCACUGAUAACAACACAAGCCUAGUGCUGUGUGCUGCAGAACUGCUGAGAAAAACAUAGGCUCUUGCGUUGGCUUUUGAAGUUUGUUGGAGGAGAAUGUUGGUUCGUUUGUGGGUGCGCAACAUUAUUCGGGGAAGGAAACCGUAUGGUGCUCACAACUAUUUAGUUCAGGAGCUUCGGUUGGAUGAUGGACAGUCUGCAGAAUGUUUUACACUAGAGUUUUGUGCUCCUAUCUAGUGCUUGAAGUGGAAAAAAAUAAGUGCUGUUACUUACCCCCAUUUAUUUAAUCCAUUUAUAUUAAACAAAUAAGUGCUUUGGAAUUAUACACAAUGUAUAGUGCCAAAAUCAAUCAAUAAUCAACUGCCUUUUUGGAUCCAUUCAGAAUCACUAAACCUCUGACCACCGCAUUAUCAGUCCAUUAUAAAACGCUCUUGCUUUUAAGCAAAAUACACAAUGAAAAGUGUCAUUUUACUGACAUCUGGACGUAAGUCGCUAUUCUCUCCACAAUCGCUGAUGAAAUCGUCCGUGUUUUCUCUAUAUAUAUAUAUAUAAUGACACUUUUACUCAUGUCAGUUCAAGCCCUGCUCAUAACGAACAACUGCUUGUGCUCCAACUCUAUUACAAACUAUCUGCGGCUAUCUUCUACAUUUCUUGUUCAUUUAUUUUUUUAUUAUUAUGGAAAUGACUCACUGCUCUCUUGUCAUUGGUCAGCUGUCAAAAAGACCUUUUUUUUUUUUUUUUUUUUUUUUUUUUUCAAAGAAUAUUUCACUUUUUUUCGACUUGAGAAGACGCUCUGAGCUGCAGAGAAAGACACCAGCAGAGGCGUAUUAAAAAGUGCUCAGACCUUUUUUGAAAACCUGUGUAAAAUGUAAAGAAAGACUCCAAGUGUGAACAUAGCCUAGAAGCGCUUUACUAAAUCUUCCACUGACACACUUCAGUGUGGGCCAUUUAGUCUCUUAUGUGUUUAUUUGUUCAUGUGAACUACUCUGAUAAGGGUGUGUAAGGGAUGAUGGGGUUGGUGUACUUUGAUUUGACUCUUGUUGAUUAGUAUUGUGAAAGGCUUCAAAAGAACCUCAUAUUUACUUUAUUUUUCAUAUUUUUGUUGACGUUUCUUGUGGCAUUUUACUAAACUUCUUAACUGCAUUUAUAGGAAUAACUAAUCUGAAUCUAGAUUUCAGUUUAUUUUUGUCCGGUUCAUUUUUUUUUUUUUUUUUUUUUUUUUCAGAAUAAAAUAUUCAACAUAUUAUGUUGGUGGAUAAAUGAGUUUCACUGAGGUUCCUGAUUCAGCUGAUUAACAUUCAGGCUUCUGUUUUAAACUGUGACCGAGUGAAGCUGAACUGCGGUGGUUAGUGUCCUAACUAUAACUCAUUUACCGCUCAACACCGGUCAUCUAUUGUCCAAAGACUACUCUCUUCAUUAUGAUUCAUGGUUAUGAAAAGUGGUCCUGUUCCUCUUGAUGACGUCAAUCUCUGAGUUUUGCAGCUGGCCGUUUUCAGCAAAGAUGUAAUUAAAUAUAAAUAUUCUUUACCAUUAAAGUUGUAUCAUGUCAAAGAAAACGUAUUCACCUGUGUAUGUCAGAAAUGUAUUGAUCAACCUAGAGAAGAUCACGCUGUUUUUAUUUUAUUUUAUUCAUGUUAUGAUUUUGAUUUCUACAUUCUUUUAUGUUCUGAUAUUUUUUUCUCAUGUAAUUUUUUGUACAUUUUAUGGCAAUCAUUAAAAGCAUGUUUUUACUCCAGU
Carassius auratus (goldfish) is the source of this 3418-nucleotide messenger RNA. Its product is annotated as cell surface A33 antigen-like. Lineage: Eukaryota; Metazoa; Chordata; Actinopteri; Cypriniformes; Cyprinidae. The record is from RefSeq and is a predicted model, not a curated record. The transcript is spliced from 8 exons. Gene Ontology annotation, cellular component: plasma membrane. Bases 1 to 1449 code for a protein of 482 amino acids.